Messenger RNA from Gryllus bimaculatus (two-spotted cricket), 459 nucleotides. The record is from the annotation of a GenBank genome assembly. Lineage: Eukaryota; Metazoa; Arthropoda; Insecta; Orthoptera; Gryllidae.
AUGUGCACCCAACACCCAAUAUCGCGAGCAGGGCGCACGUGCAACGCAGGGGCGUCGCGUUGGGAAGAUGCGCGGCGGGGUCAACGGCCUCUGACCCUCGCACCUGCGACCCUCGCGUUGCCGUCGCGGCCUCCGCCGCCCCCUGACGCCCGGCCGCUCGCCCGGCGCGUUGGCCCGGGCCGUUGGCCCUCGCCGCGAGGACCGCGCCCGACGCCAAACGGAUGCGCGGCGAUUUUUCUAUUGAACGCCUCUUGUGCAAGUUGCGCGCUGCGAACGGCGGCCAUAAAUAUUCUGCUGGAGAAGAAGCGUCGAAUGGCCGGUCGUGGCGUGAUGCUCGGCGCGGGGCGGCCUGUCGCCGUCCUCUGGGUCAGGGUGGCCACCGCCGCGCGGCUCCGGCCCGGGUCUUGGCCCCGCCCCGGCUACCGCACCGCUCCGCAUCUCGUCGCGCGGACGCGCUAG